UGGUGCCAUGUUUUAUGGCUUGCAUCAAAAGAGGAGUUUGUCUUCAUGAAGAUUCCUAACAUUGGUAAUGUGAUGAAUAAAUUUGAGAUCCUUGGGGUUGUAGGUGAAGGAGCCUAUGGAGUUGUACUUAAAUGCAGACACAAGGAAACACAUGAAAUUGUGGCAAUCAAGAAAUUCAAGGACAGUGAAGAAAAUGAAGAAGUCAAGGAAACGACUUUACGAGAGCUUAAAAUGCUUCGGACUCUCAAGCAGGAAAACAUUGUGGAGCUGAAGGAAGCAUUUCGUCGGAGGGGAAAGUUGUACUUGGUGUUUGAGUAUGUUGAAAAAAAUAUGCUCGAAUUGCUGGAAGAAAUGCCCAAUGGAGUUCCACCUGAGAAAGUGAAAAGCUACAUCUAUCAGCUAAUCAAGGCUAUUCACUGGUGCCAUAAGAAUGAUAUUGUCCAUAGAGAUAUAAAACCAGAAAAUCUCUUAAUCAGCCACAAUGAUGUCCUAAAACUGUGCGACUUUGGUUUUGCUCGUAAUCUGUCGGAAGGCAAUAAUGCUAAUUACACAGAGUACGUUGCCACCAGGUGGUAUCGAUCCCCAGAACUCUUACUUGGCGCUCCCUAUGGAAAGUCCGUAGACAUGUGGUCGGUGGGCUGUAUUCUUGGGGAGCUUAGCGAUGGACAGCCUUUAUUUCCUGGAGAAAGUGAAAUUGACCAAUUAUUUACUAUUCAGAAGGUGCUAGGACCACUUCCAUCUGAGCAGAUGAAGCUCUUCUACAGUAAUCCUCGCUUCCAUGGGCUCCGGUUUCCAGCUGUUAACCAUCCUCAGUCCUUGGAAAGAAGAUACCUUGGAAUUCUGAAUAGUGUUCUACUUGACCUAAUGAAGAAUUUACUGAAGUUGGACCCAGCUGACAGAUACUUGACAGAACAGUGUUUGAAUCACCCUACAUUUCAAACCCAGAGACUUCUGGAUCGUUCUCCUUCAAGGUCAGCAAAAAGAAAACCUUACCAUGUGGAAAGCAGCACAUUGUCUAAUAGAAACCAAGCCGGCAAAAGUACUGCUUUGCAGUCUCACCACAGAUCUAACAGCAAAGACAUCCAGAAUCUGAGUGUCGGCCUGCCCCGGGCUGACGAAGGUCUCCCUGCCAAUGAAAGCUUCCUAAAUGGAAACCUUGCCGGAGCUAGUCUUAGCCCAAUGCACACCAAAACCUACCAAGCAAGCAGCCAGCCUGGGUCUACCAGCAAAGAUCUCACCAACAACAACAUACCGCACCUUCUUAGCCCAAAAGAAGCCAAGUCAAAAACAGAGUUUGAUUUUAAUAUUGACCCAAAGCCUUCAGAAGGCCCGGGGACAAAGUACCUCAAGUCAAACAGCAGAUCUCAGCAGAACCGCCACUCAUUCAUGGAAAGCUCUCAGAGCAAAGCUGGGACACUGCAGCCCAAUGAAAAGCAGAGUCGGCAUAGCUAUAUCGACACCAUUCCCCAGUCCUCUAGGAGUCCCUCCUACAGGACCAAGGCCAAAAGCCAUGGGGCACUGAGUGACUCCAAGUCUGUGAGCAACCUUUCUGAAGCCAGGGCCCAAAUUACGGAGCCCAGUAGCAGUAGGUACUUCCCAUCUAGCUGCUUAGACUUGAAUUCUCCCACCAGCCCAACCCCCACCAGACACAGCGACACAAGAACUUUGCUCAGCCCUUCAGGGAGAAAUAACCGAAAUGAAGGAACGCUGGACUCACGUCGAACCACAACCAGACAUUCUAAGACAAUGGAGGAAUUGAAGCUGCCCGAGCACAUGGACAGUAGCCAUUCCCAUUCACUGUCUGCACCUCAUGAAUCUUUUUCUUAUGGACUGGGCUAUACCAGCCCCUUUUCUUCCCAGCAGCGUCCUCAUAGGCAUUCUAUGUAUGUGACCCGUGACAAAGUGAGAGCCAAAGGCUUGGAUGGAAGCUUGAGCAUAGGGCAAGGGAUGGCAGCUAGAGCCAACAGCCUGCAACUCUUGUCACCCCAGCCUGGAGAGCAGCUCCCUCCAGAGAUGACUGUGGCAAGAUCAUCAGUCAAAGAGACCUCCAGAGAAGGCACCUCUUCCUUCCAUACACGCCAGAAGUCUGAGGGUGGAGUAUAUCAUGACCCACACUCUGAUGAUGGCACAGCCCCCAAAGAAAAUAGACAUCUGUAUAAUGAUCCCAUGCCAAGGAGAGUUGGUAGCUUUUACAGAGUGCCAUCUCCACGUCCAGACAAUUCUUUCCACGAAAAUAAUGUGUCCACCAGAGUUUCUUCCCUACCAUCAGAGAGCAGUUCUGGAACCAACCACUCAAAAAGACAACCAGCAUUCGAUCCAUGGAAAAGUCCUGAAAAUAUUAGUCAUUCAGAGCAACUCAAGGAAAAAGAGAAGCAAGGAUUUUUCAGGUCAAUGAAAAAGAAAAAGAAGAAAUCUCAAACAGUACCCAAUUCCGACAGCCCUGAUCUUCUAACGUUGCAGAAAUCCAUUCAUUCCACUAGCACUCCAAGCAGCAGACCAAAGGAGUGGCGCCCCGAGAAGAUCUCAGAUCUACAGGCCCAAAGCCAGCCAUUAAAAUCACUGCGUAAGUUGUUACAUCUCUCUUCCACCUCAAAUCACCCAGCUUCCUCAGAUCCCCGCUUCCAGCCCUUAACAGCUCAACAAACCAAAAAUUCCUUCUCAGAAAUUCGGAUUCACCCCUUGAGCCAGGCCUCUGGUGGGAGCAGCAACAUCCGGCAGGAGCCAGCACCGAAGGGCAGGCCAGCCCUCCAGCUGCCAGGUCAGAUGGAUCCUGGUUGGCACGUGUCCUCUGUGACCAGGAGUGCCACAGAGGGCCCUUCCUACUCUGAACAGCUGGGUGCCAAGAGUGGGCCAAAUGGGCACCCCUAUAACAGAACAAAUCGAUCACGAAUGCCAAAUCUGAAUGAUUUGAAAGAGACAGCCUUGUAAUUUGUGCUGGUGGGGGGAGGGGUGGGCAGGCAAG
Molecule: messenger RNA, 2962 nt
Organism: Saimiri boliviensis boliviensis (Bolivian squirrel monkey)
Lineage: Eukaryota; Metazoa; Chordata; Mammalia; Primates; Cebidae
Gene: CDKL5
Product: cyclin dependent kinase like 5
Biological process (GO): positive regulation of axon extension; protein phosphorylation; regulation of dendrite development
Cellular component (GO): dendrite cytoplasm; nucleus
Molecular function (GO): protein kinase activity; ATP binding
Source: RefSeq, a predicted model, not a curated record